Molecule: messenger RNA, 1116 nt
Organism: Fonsecaea nubica
Lineage: Eukaryota; Fungi; Ascomycota; Eurotiomycetes; Chaetothyriales; Herpotrichiellaceae
Exons: 1
Coding region: 1-1116 (371 amino acids)
Biological process (GO): response to oxidative stress
Cellular component (GO): nucleus
Source: RefSeq, a predicted model, not a curated record
AUGGCAUCAAAGGAAACUUCAAACCCAGAAAGACGAGAUUCCUCCUCUCAACGCAGUAAUGCACGGCCGACUCUGGCCGACAAUCCUCACCAUCCCAAUUCAGCCGCAUAUCUAGCAUAUCCAGUCAAACACGUUGUCUCCAGCCUCUAUCGCCGUAUGACCGAACCUCCCGAAAACCCUGUCAAUAGACUCCUCGAUGCGCCCACCAUCUCGACCUCCUCCUCAGGCGUGUAUACUCCUCCAAGACGAACAGCGUCUCCCUUCCAACCCCCGCCCCUCACCCCCCUCGAACUGCGGCAUCCAUUAUCCCAGAAAGCCGCGGGCUCGUUGCUCUUGACCCGCUCACUCGCCGAAGAAAUUCGACUUUUACUCCCUCCAAGACUUCAACUCAUUGAUCACUGGACGUUGGCAUAUUCACUUGAGGCUCAUGGAUCCUCGUUGGCGACCUUGUACGAACACUGCGCCCACGUAUCGACCUACACUCAGCGCUCAGGAUAUGUCCUAGUAGUAAGAGACGGAUCGGCAUCAGCAACAAAUGGAUCUGUCUUUGGUGCGUAUCUCUCGGACGUACCCAAACCAUCUCUUCAUUACUUUGGUACCGGCGAAUGUUUCCUCUGGCGAGCAAGCAUAUUGCCCGCGUUGCGCGACCUGUCUACAAACCUGCACCCUGGUUCGGAGCCCGCCUCCCAAGAUUUGCUAGAGUUGGCUGGACUGCCACCGCCCCCCAGUGCCGAUACCACCAACCUGCAGCGAUUCACUACGAUUCGAGGGGAGCGUCGGACACCCUCGACGUCGACCACCUCAUUACCACAACCUUCCAACACCAAGGAACCAUCCUCACACCUACAAUCAGCUCCUGAUCGUUCAGGUGCGUCAACACCCGACCGAAUCAGGUUUAAAGCAUUUCCUUACAGUGGCGUGAACGAUUUCCUGAUGUAUUGUGAAUCGGGAUAUUUCUCCAUCGGUGGUGGGGAUGGGCACUAUGGCCUGUGGUUGGACGACGACUUGAAUAGUGGCAUCAGCGAAUCAUGUCCUACGUUUGGUAACGAACCACUAAGCGAAGAAGGCCGACGAUUUGAAGUCCUCGGCGUAGAGGUGUGGUACGUUGGUGCAUGA